AUGCUACUCUAUUGCUUUAUAUCUGCGCGGACGGGGGAAGUUCAUAAGUCUAUAGCUCGGAGAGGCUCGGCAAGAUUGCCUAGCGGAGAUGAAAAGGAUAUAGGGCUAGAAGCCUAUAUAAUGGCGCAUUUUGAACUAACUAUUAAGAUUGUGGAUAAGGAGCCGAUGCUAGUUCUUACCUACGAUCGAAGAUUUAUAAAAGGGUAUUAG
Messenger RNA from Penicillium cinerascens, 210 nucleotides. Its product is annotated as Zinc finger C2H2. The coding region runs from base 1 to 210 and encodes 69 amino acids. The transcript is spliced from 2 exons. NCBI's taxonomy places the organism in Eukaryota, Fungi, Ascomycota, Eurotiomycetes, Eurotiales, Aspergillaceae. The record is from RefSeq and is a predicted model, not a curated record.